AUGACUUCUCCCCUGCCCCCUCUCCGCCGCAUUGUCACAGGCCAUAACGAUGCAGGCCCGGCGACUGUCAAGUAUGACGACAAAGCCACUGCCAAAAUCGUGCCCCACGACGCUGCUUUGAGGAGCUUGUGGAUCACUGACUCCUCUCCUGCCGAUCUCUCAUCUCCAGGCGACAAUGCCGAUGCCGAGGUUGGAAUCAUCAACAAUGGUUCUAUCUUUCGAAUUGUGGAUUUCCCACCCAGGAGCUCUGGACAUAUGCACCGCACGAUUUCUAUAGACUACGUCAUCGUCCAGAAAGGCGCAGUCGUUCUUGCCCUCGACGAUGGAAGCAAAACACUGGUGGGCGGGGGAGACGUCGUUGUGCAGCAAGGAACUAUGCAUGGAUGGGAUAAUCCUACCGAUGAAUGGGCUCGCUUACUGGUGAUUUUGCUGCCGGCAAAAGCGCCCGUGGUUGCUGGAAAGGCACUGCAGAGAGAUGUUUCGUCCCUGGGCGUGUAG
Molecule: messenger RNA, 498 nt
Organism: Fusarium odoratissimum NRRL 54006
Lineage: Eukaryota; Fungi; Ascomycota; Sordariomycetes; Hypocreales; Nectriaceae
Exons: 1
Coding region: 1-498 (165 amino acids)
Source: RefSeq, a predicted model, not a curated record